CAUAUAAAUACAAACUUAUCUAGGUGUUUGUAUGCAUAUCUUUCAUUAUUUCACACAAACAUUGAUGUACACGCAUAUGCAUUCAUAAAUAUUCGGCUGGAAUUUAACGUUUAGCCAAAUCAUAUUUUUCUGUUUAUAUUUGAUAAACCUUUUUAAUCACAUAAUAUUGACAUUUAUACUUAUUUAAAUGAGUAUUAGAAAUUAUAAUAAUUAUUAAUUUGUCUUGCUGCCGCUGUCAGCCGCCUCCGGUUUUUAGCGACAGCUGACGUCCGGCCAGUGGCGGCUACUUCCUGCUGACAGCUGCCGAUUUUUCGCCGAACCCCCUCUCUUCGGCGCUCGUUCACGGAAGUUUGUGCUUGCUGAAGGCUCGUCCACGCCUGAAUGCAAAAUGGAAAUAUUUUCUCGACUUUCUAACUUUUACAGAUGGAGAAUAUGUCUGUGAAAUGUAAAUUAUGCACUGAGGAAAUUAUUAAAUGUCACUUCAGCUUAAAAAAAAAAUUAAUAGAGGUAUGUUUGUUUCCACCAAUCGCUGCACAAGUUAAGGUUACGUAUGAUGACGAAAGCACGUUAGUGCGAGCCCUCCCGGAACCCAUAGAGAUAGACCUUUUUCACACUUCCGGGUUUUUGGCUUCCGGAAUGAGCCACGCAGUGUAAAAGUUUUUCCGGUUACAGUGAUAGAUAGCCUCGAUCAGAACCAGUUCGGGAAUCAAAGUCGUUUUACGAAUUAAAUGUCAUGAAAAUGUUUGAACGGUCUUGGUGAAUUAUUGGUGAGACUACAGCGCUCUCAUUAAGAGCUACAUUUAAUAAAUAAUUCGAAGUGAUGGCGGUUAAACUGGUUAUAUUCUUUGUGUCUGUUUGGCGCGGCUGUGCAUUAUCGCGCUCCAUGUGCUGUAAAGACAGUGUCUGUGUCUCAACGUGCAUACUAUGUGACAUUAGUAAUAUUCAGUACUAUUUAGGGUGGAUAGUAUGCACAUAUUGGGAUGUAUAGAGUGUUUUUAGCGACGUGCUGGGGAAAUGGUCGACUGGCAGAUCCUUAUCACACAAGCCUGAUCCUCUGAUUCAUGAAGCAGGACCGCUCGCACCCUGGAUAUUUCUGGAUAUAAACACUUAAGUCAUCUCUCACUCAUUUUCCUGUCGUCAUCAUCUUAAAGUGUGUAUUAUGCACAGUAUUGUUGUGCUGUUGCAACAUGCAAAGACUGAUAGUUGUGUACAGUGUGGUGUUGUAAAUUGUCUUAGUUUAAUCAUUUUAAUCGAUCAGGAUUAAUUAUAACAUAUGCUUGAAUGUGGGAUGUGAUGCCAUAUGAGAUUAACAUGCUAUAUAUAUUUUUAAAACGUAUUACUCACGACAAUAUAUGUAUCUCACGACUUUAUAUCCCACAUUAAAGUAUAUAUUGGGAGUUAAUUUUUUUUUUUAAUUAAUAAAUUAUAUAAAUAAUGUUCGUCGUACGUAAUACGAUCUGGGAAAUUGCUGAAUGAGUAGCUGCGUAGCCUUUACUGUAGCUUACGGCUCGUAAUAAAUCCACCUGCCGGUAAAUUCGAUCAACGGUCUGAGUGGCUGUAUAAGCUACAAACAAGUAGAAAAUAAUUUCUUUGUAGAUUAUAGAAAAGCUAUUUGGAAAACAGACAAAAAAGAAAAGGUAAGAAGCGAUAUUUGAGAAAAGAGCAUAUCAAUCUAAUAGCCGUAGACGCAUAGCGGAACUAACUUUACCCUGCGUCACGUGAUUUCCGAUUCUUGUGAAAAAGGUCUAUUGCAUUGCAGUCAGAUUGCAGUGCCUGCAGUUCGGAAAAAAAAAAGUUCUUUGAAUGGAAGUCUAUGGGAGCAGUCGGGGCAAAUCUCCGCCAGACUGAAAUGCCCAAAAAGAGGCGGUACUCCACAGAGCGUGACUCGAUGCUGGAUCGACGUGAGGCGGUCUGAGCAGCUGGAGGAGAGACAGCCUGUGCAGCAGCAAUAAGACAACAAUGAUUAUAAGCAGGGAUAAUCUCCAGGUGGACUGCACGGGUCCAGGAUCAAGAGAUCAUUCAUCAUGCAGACCAUAUUCCAGGAGAAGCAGCGUAUACUGGGUCUGCUUGAUCAUUUUGUUGUCCUGGAUGUGAGAACAUGAUCAAAAGGUGUGUCAAUCAGCAUCCAGCCAUAAAAGCAGCCUUCUCGUUAAAGGCUGCCAGAGGAGGAUGAUGAUGGCAAUGGUGACCGAGGUGACUGUGCAGCUCAGGAUGAAGAAGAGGAGGAACAUCUUCCAGUUUGCAAAAAUCCAAAGUGAAUAUUUAGAGACCAUCCUCCUAUCCUUGCCUCAGAAGAACCUGAGAAAGACCCUCUUCCUCUUCUCUCACAGUUCUCCAUCAUCUACCUCUACAACACUGUUGGCAAGAGUGUUAUACACAGCUGAGGACACGGCAGACAGAGGGAAUUAGAUGAGGCUCUGGUGAACGUGGUGGUAAAGGAUUUGCAGCCCUUCACCAUCGUGGAGGAUGAGGGUUUCAUGGCCUUUGUGAACAAACUUGAUCCAAGCUAUGUCCUCCCAUCCCGGAAGGCGCUGAAAACAAUGGUCACUGAAAGGUACAACAACACUAAGGAAAAGACAAUGGAGGACCUAAAAAAGGCAGAUUUUGUUAGCCUUACAGCUGACAUGUGGUCUUCAAUUAAUAUGGAUGGAUACCUUGGUGUAACUUGCCACUACAUAACACCAGAGGCAAAGUUGGCAACUGUUGUACUAGGUGUAAGGAGGUUUUACCAAACCCACAAAGCACAGCAUCUCAUGGAGGCUAAAGCUUUGCUAAUGGCUGAGUGGGGAAUAACCUCCAAAGUUCAGUGUAUGGUGACUGACAAUGCAUCCAACAUGAUCCUAAGUGCCCAGCUGCUCAACCUUCGGCAUGUCCCAUGUUUUGCCCAUAAUUUAAAUUUAAUUGUGAAAAAGGCCCUAGAUCAAACCCCAGUCAUCAAUGAAAUACGGCAGAAAGCCAGAAAGAUAGUCGGGUUGUUUAGAUCCAGCUGCAAAGCAAAGGACAAGCUUGUGGAGAUGCAGGGCUUGAUGGGCAGACCAACUCUGAAACUGGUACAGGAGGUUGAGACGAGAUGGAACAGCACUUUUGACAUGCUGCAACGCUUGUAUGAGCAACGAGAGCCAGUGGCUGCUGCGCUAUCCAAUUUAAACAGUGAUACUGCUCCGCUGACAAGUUUUGAGUAUGACAUUAUUCAAGAAUCAUUGUCACUACUGCAACCGUUUAAACUAGCAACAACAGAGAUGUCAGAGGAACAGAGAGUGUCUGCUUCAAAACUUAUACCACUGUACAGGAUGUUGCAGCACAAGCUUGCACAGAAAAAGGGACAUGCAGCGCAGGAAUCAACUGUACAAUUAGGCACACACUUGCAAGAAGGUCUGCACUCCAGAUGUGGGGGGUAUGAGUCAUUCAGAUCAUUGGCAGUGGCUACACUGCUGGACCCAAGAUUCAAAAAUGUGGCUUUUGGUAAUCCUGCCAAAGCCCAGGAGGCUGAAAAGCACAUUACCCUGGAGUGUGCUUCACUGAUGCGUUCAAACACAGCAACUCCUGAGCCACAGUCAACAUCAGGCCCAUCAUCAUCAACACAGUCAACAUCAGGCCCAUCAUCAUCAUCAUCAUCAUCAUCAUCAACACCAGCAGAAACCCAGGACAGUUUAUGGGAACUUUUUGAUAACCGUAUCCGUGAAACCCAGGCGAUACACAGUGCUACAGCUGAUGCUACAGUUGAAGUGAAAAAGUACCUCAAAGAUGUAUUUUUGCCCAGAACUCAUGAUCCUCUAAGUUACUGGAAAGAGAGAGCUGUAAUUUUCCCUAAUUUAUAUGUCCUUGCUAAAAAAUAUCUGUGUAUGCCAGCAACAAGUGUCCCUUGUGAGAGGAUUUUUUCAAAGGCUGGAGAAAUUAUAUGUAAAAAAAGUAGUAGGCUAAGUCCUUCCACAGCAGAGCAAUUAAUAUUCUUGAAUAAAAAUCUGUAAAAAUGUGAGACCAUUGUGGCUUGAUUUGUUUUAUUAUUCUUCAUUUUUCAUGACCAAAAUAACCUAGUUAUUCACAGUGAGGAGGGUUACAUAACCAACAUCAGUUGUCAGACAGAUGUUAAAAACUCAUCACGUUAACAAAAACACAUUUUUUUUUUUUUUAGUUUUUAAAUGGCUUGUCAAGGUUGUUUCAGAUAACAUGUGAAAUUGACCACUAGGUGUCACUGUGGAGACGGGUGUCGGUAGAGUUUCGAAGCCUCGACACAAUAUGGCACAUUUGCUUCAACUGUUUCAGUGUUUCACGAAGCCUCGCUCUGCCCACCACUAAUAUUUAGCUCUCAAACAGACAAGUUUAAAUAGAAGGAAAG
Messenger RNA from Megalobrama amblycephala (Wuchang bream), 4336 nucleotides. RefSeq names its product zinc finger BED domain-containing protein 4-like. Gene Ontology annotation, molecular function: protein dimerization activity; DNA binding. Lineage: Eukaryota; Metazoa; Chordata; Actinopteri; Cypriniformes; Xenocyprididae. The record is from RefSeq and is a predicted model, not a curated record. The transcript has 9 exons. Bases 2478 to 3968 code for a protein of 496 amino acids.